AUGGCAACUAUUGACGCUCAGGUCCUCAGGGAAAUGAUUAAACAAUUUCGAGUUCUUAUCAUAGGAAGAGCAAACGCAGGCAAAACGUCCAUCCUUCACAAGGUCUGCAAUACCGCGGAUGAACCAGAAAUUUACGAUACCGAAGGACACAAGUUCGAUGCGGCCGUCGUGGAAUCAUCGAUCAAGCGUGGAAAUCACGACAUUAGAAACGAGAUGGUGUUCAGAAGCAAUCCAGGUUUCGUCUUUCACGACUCAUGUGGGUUCGAAGCGGGUUCUGAAGAAGAAUUCGAGAACAUGAAAAAAUUCAUCUUAGAACGGGCAAAAACGACAAAAUUGGGGGAGCGAAUUCAUGCUAUCUGGAACUGUAGACGAUCUGAUAUUUUUUUCCUUGAUUGCAGUUGUCCAUUGUUAACAGCUGGUAAGCUUGCGGUUUAUGAAGCUCAAACAGCAUGA
This is a messenger RNA of Suillus bovinus, 453 nucleotides long. RefSeq lists its product as uncharacterized. Gene Ontology annotation, molecular function: GTP binding. The coding region runs from base 1 to 453 and encodes 150 amino acids. The record is from RefSeq and is a predicted model, not a curated record. The transcript has 3 exons. Lineage: Eukaryota; Fungi; Basidiomycota; Agaricomycetes; Boletales; Suillaceae.